Molecule: messenger RNA, 584 nt
Organism: Polistes canadensis
Lineage: Eukaryota; Metazoa; Arthropoda; Insecta; Hymenoptera; Vespidae
Exons: 5
Coding region: 1-567 (188 amino acids)
Source: RefSeq, a predicted model, not a curated record
AUGGCUCAUUUAAUUAUUUCCUUAUCAAAACUUGAUUAUGUAUUAAGAAAUGCAACAAAUAAAUGUGGACUUGAAAAUUCAUGUAGAAACAAUGAUACAAAUUUGAGAAAAAACGUUGAUAAUGGAAAUAAUAAAAAAUUAAUAACAAAUUUAGUUCCACCAUUAACAACAAAUCCUACAAUUGAAAGUGAUCAGUUAUCUUACAUUCGCGAUCACGCGCCAACACACGUAACAAAGGAAACUUCACAAAAUCAAAUUGGAUAUAAUAAAAAUGAUAAAAAAAAAUCUACUACAAAUGUAUCACAAAUUUCGCCUGAUGGAGAUAGAGUAGAAUUUCAAAUACAAGGCCAUGAAGGUCCAAAAACAUAUAUCUUUGGAUUUGAUACCGGAAUCGGAAAAAACAGACAAUACAGAUUAGAGGAACGUUUCAAUGAUGGUACAGUGAAAGGUCAUUAUGGUUACUAUGAUGCUAGAGGAAAAUUACGUACUGUUAAAUAUAUUGCUAAACCUAUUGAAGGCUAUCAAGAAAAGCAUCAUGAAACAAUUAUCCAAGGAGUUGAGCAUUGAAUUUCGUUUACUAACAA